Pocillopora verrucosa is the source of this 2493-nucleotide messenger RNA. RefSeq names its product neuropeptide FF receptor 2-like. Gene Ontology annotation, cellular component: plasma membrane. Lineage: Eukaryota; Metazoa; Cnidaria; Anthozoa; Scleractinia; Pocilloporidae. Gene Ontology annotation, biological process: G protein-coupled receptor signaling pathway. The record is from RefSeq and is a predicted model, not a curated record. Gene Ontology annotation, molecular function: neuropeptide Y receptor activity.
AACGCGUUGAUCAUGACAGAUAAUCUCACGGGGGACAGUUCAAAUGACGGAUUGAGCAACAUGCCCAAAGAUUCAUUUUACUACAUUCGACUCGUGUGUUAUGUGAUCAUCUUUAUCGUUGGUGUUGUUGGAAACAUUUUGGUCUGUUUGGUAGUUUGUCGUCAGCGAAAAAUGAAAAACGUCACAAACUAUUUCAUCUUCAACUUGGCCGUGAGUGAUCUCUUCGUGUUACUGAUUUGCAUUCCCUUUGACUUCGGCGAGAUUGUAACUGGAAAUUUCCCUUACGGAGCUGUAAUGUGCAGACUCAUUUAUCCUCUACAAACCAUGGCAGCAACAGCAUCUGUUGGCACGCUUGUAGCUAUUAGUCUGAAUAGGUUCAUGGCAGUCGUGUAUCCACUCCGUCCGCAGCUACAGACUCGUGACGCAAAGAAAGUUAUUGGCAUAAUUUGGGUUUUUGCAUUAGCUCUGGUGUCGCCAUACAUUGCCGUUUUGGAGAUGAACGCUGCUGGUACUGAGUGCCAAGAAUAUUUCCACGAAAAAGGGCUGAACGCUGGCGGUUAUACCAUUUCGAUCUUCCUUCUGCAGUAUGUCGUCCCGUUAUCCAUCAUUGGACUCUCGUAUAUAAGAAUUGGCCGCGAUCUUCGCAAGGACAAAGGGUCGUAUUCAAACGAUACCCUUCAGCGCGACCAGGAAAAGGAAGCGCAUAAAGUAAUGAAGAUUCUCACUGUUGUUGUAAUUGUCUUUGCUUUGCUGAUGCUUCCUAAUCACAUUUACUUCUUGUGGUUCGACUUUGGUAAAGGAGAGGGCGAAUACCCUCAUGCUUAUGGCAUCAAACAGAUCUGUCAGAUUUGUGUUUACGCAAACAGCGCCGCCAAUCCGCUCAUUUACAACGCCGUCAACGAACAGUUCCGAGAGGGCUUCAAAACAUAUUUCCGCUCGUGGAUAGAGUGCGUCCUUAAGAUCAAAAGGAGCAAAAGGAGGGAUGACCUAAAAGUGACCAACAGACGGAAUGGGGCCAAACCCAUAGGAACAUGCACCAUGUGUGGGAGCAGCGAUACAUCCCUAGAUGGAACUCUUUAUUCUCAGAAGCAACAGCUACAAGUCAACAAUAAUGGCGGGGCUCAAAUCUCGAUGAACGGAACAACAGAUACUAAGAACUCAAUUGAAUCUGAGUCGGACAAAGUCGAGGAAGAUAAAGAGUUGUUGACAUCCGUGUAAAGGGAAGGUCGUACGCCCUCCUCCUCCCCUCCCCCCGGAUAAAAUGUGUUUGAGGCGCAAAGGUGCGAUUGCCAGGUAAAUGGAUAACCAGCGGUUACAAUAAGCAAGAGGUACGUGUAUUGUUAUUGUUUGAAAGGAGCAAACAUUGCCAAUGCUGUGUGCGCUCAGAUUAGGUUAUGUUGUGUUGGAUGCGUAGAAAAUUAUCAUGAAAUUAUUAUGAAAAUAUACAUGUCUCGGAGUUUAGCUAGCUCGUCACAGCUAAGACUGUUAGGGUCUUCAAACCAAAUGUUGCGAUAGUUUUACGCGCGAUAGGUAAUUAUUGGUUAAUGCUUAAGUACAACUUGUAUGAAGCUCUGAGAAUUGAGUGGAACAGUUGUUUAAAAAAAGAACCCUAUUAAAUCCGAUUUAUAUGAACUGAAAGACGGUUUUCCCCUACCCAUGCAGCCCACAAAGAGAUAUUGGGCAACACUUCGUGGUCAAGAAACCAAUUUCUGCUUCUAAUGUACAUAGUUAUGAACCUCUGUGAAUUUAGCCAAAUCCAAUACAGGUGUCUGGCCUUUCACGUUCUUGUCACGUGGGACAGACAUAAAGUCCUAUGCGAGUGCACUACACAUCACGUAUUAAUCCACGUGCAUUGCACAUCAUAUUCUUGCCACGUGGGACAGACAUAAAGUCCUAUGCGAGUGCACUACACAUCACGUAUUAAUCCACGUGCAUUGCACAUCACGUGUUACAUUUUUCUGCCUGUAUGAUGAACAAGUAAAAAUAAUGUCUGAAGGAGAAGUUCACUUCAAAAACCAUACAACUUUUAUUCACAAUUUCAUUUGUACUUUUAAUUGGAAAAGAUGAAAAUUAUAUGGUGUCUGGAGUAUACUUCUCCUCUAACUUCUGAGAAAACUUUACUAGAAAUACAGUUCUGACUUAAAAAAUUCUCCGAGAUAGCUUUGAAAAAUUAACAUCUUGAAUACAAGUAUCCUACAAUUACGAAUACUGCACCUUAAGCCAAUAAUUUAAUCAGUAUAACUACAUUUCCACUAUAUCACUAUAUCAAAGUAGUUCCAUUAAUUCUAUUGGCAAUUUUCAAGUAUGUGUCAUAUAGAGAUACUAUUCAAACUAAGAAAUACUAUAUAUUGCUGAAUUUUAGUCUAUAUAACUAUUUCAUGACUAACUGAUAAUCUACUUAAGUUUCAAGAGAACUUUCCAAACUGUAACAUUAUUUACUACAAACUAGCACCUCUUAAAUGGAGAACUUCAAAUAAACUGCAGAAAACUGUA